AUGGAGUGUUGUCGAACGACGGCAUCAAUUGUGGCCAGCCCGCCGUUGUCCAAAGCACCGACCCUACCCCAGCGCCCCGCGCUGUUCCUGGCGCCGCCGCCAUCGUCGCGCGCCCAGUUUCAACCAAAAACUCUGGUUGGGGGACGAGAGAAAGGAGAUGGAGGAUUGGCAGCGAGCGGCGAUGGACAGGUUCCAAGAAAGGCAAACAGUAGGAGGCCACCGGACGGCAUCAAAAGGCCGCGAACGGAAGGAGCGCCGUCGUUAAUGAAAGAGAAGGAACUAGAGCAGCGGGGCUCUUGGGCGGAAGGAGGGCGAGCGGAGCCAAAAAUUGCCAACGGGCCGGAACCGCUCAUCCCUAACAAGACGUACCUGACAGAGAUUGCGGACUCGGCAAGGCACUCCCACCUUGUCGGGACGGAAAAGCAACCUCUGCUUAUCGGGCGGCCCAUGGAGUCGGCAGCUUGACAUAGGAAGAGACUAAGGGUACUUCCUCGGGGCACACCGUUUAUAGUGACCGGGGCCAAAUCCGUGUCAGGAGUCGAGUGCUUUCGUUCAGCAUGUCCUCGAGAAGCUCGGACUUGAUUUCACCUGUUGUUCCACCUCUGGCACAUUCCUGCCUUGACAGCCGAGCAGUUGCCAGCAACUCAUAACUGUUCCCCAUUUCCCAUGAGCAAAUGUCUCCUCGUAUUGGACGACAGCGGGUGGCCUGCAUCUGGUCGUACAGUGACAGACAAAUUCUUCAAGCCGAUUGAACCAUUUGCAUGGC
Klebsormidium nitens is the source of this 766-nucleotide messenger RNA. NCBI's taxonomy places the organism in Eukaryota, Viridiplantae, Streptophyta, Klebsormidiophyceae, Klebsormidiales, Klebsormidiaceae. The record is from the annotation of a GenBank genome assembly.